Benincasa hispida (wax gourd) is the source of this 1235-nucleotide messenger RNA. NCBI's taxonomy places the organism in Eukaryota, Viridiplantae, Streptophyta, Magnoliopsida, Cucurbitales, Cucurbitaceae. The record is from RefSeq and is a predicted model, not a curated record.
CCUUUUUCUGUCAAAAUCAAACCGCCUUUCCUCUUUGAUUUAAUUUCUCCUCUCUUCUUCUCCUUUAAAUUCCCCACCACACACCCACUUUCCACCACCACAAAUUUCCACCCGAAUUCCCCUCCUCUCUCCGCUCCGCCUUCACUUUCCGGCCAACCCCUCUGCCAUGAGCGGCCACAAACGAAACUUCACCACCACAGCCGCCGCCGCGGUCAGCCCCGUCGGCAGUCCCACCUCCGGCAACAUCUCCGAUAGCUCCACAAAAGAACAGGACAGGUUCCUCCCGAUCGCAAACGUGAGCCGAAUCAUGAAAAAAUCUCUUCCGGCGAACGCCAAAAUCUCAAAAGAAGCGAAAGAGACCGUCCAGGAAUGUGUGUCGGAGUUCAUCAGCUUCAUCACCGGCGAAGCCUCCGACAAGUGCCAAAGGGAAAAACGAAAGACGAUCAACGGAGACGAUUUGCUGUGGGCGAUGACUACUUUGGGAUUCGAAAAUUACGUCGGCCCUUUGAAGAUGUAUCUCAACAAAUACAGAGAAACAGAGGAAGAGAAACAUUCUUUAGCUAGACAGGACGAUCCCUCCCUGUCUCCGGCGAAAUCCGCCGCCGAACAGAUUAUUAGUGGGAAAUCGGCGAAUUCGGUGAUGGAUUUUCAGAAUUUCAAUUCUGGGUUUUAUUCAUUGGGGAAUCAAAAUCAAAAUCAGGGGAAUCAGAAGAGUUUCAAUAUAAUCGAUGGCGUUGGAUUUGGUGAAAGUUUGAGGGGUUUCAAUAUUAAUGGAGUCCAUGAAAAUGGAGAAGGGAAUCGAGCUCGAGCUAUGGCGGCUCAUCUUCAACAGAGCUCUGGUUGGUGAUUUCAAUGGUUGAAUUAUAAAUUUAAUCUAGAAAUUUAGAAUUAAGUCCUUACGUAUUAAAAUUACAAUUUCAUAUCGAUAGAACUUUGAUUUGGUUAAAAUUUUCAUAAAAUAAAGUUUUAAAUUCUAAAUUUCAAACUAUACUAGGUAAAUUCCAAUUUUUUCUAGACCAAAAUUAUAAUUUUAACUCAUAAACACGAACUACAGAAAGAGAGGGGAAAAAAUCGAGAUUUUCUGAUGCUAUUCAAGGUUUUUUUUUUUUUUUUUUUUCUUUUUUGGGUCGAAUUUCGAUGUCAUUUUUAGAUUAAAUUAAGGAGAUUUUAUCAUUAUAGUCUUAAUACAUUUUUAUGUAGGGUUUUAUGAGUUAGUUUAUGGGCUUUAGAAGGGA